CCCUCUUAGAUAUGAACCAGGAAGUUCGGGAUUCCUGCUCCAUUUGCAUAACUCAGUAGCAAAUACAGCCAAGAGCUCAACUAAACUGAAUGUUCCCAUCAAUCUCUUAUUAGUCUAAAAAGCAGGUGAGGGCAGGCAGCUUUUCCAGAGCAACAUGAAUGUAGAAGUUCUUUCCAAACUAGAGCAAGAAAGAGUGAAGUUGAAGGAAGAGCCAUUGAAAAAGGACCAUAAGGAGAGAGCAGUAAACAGGAGCUCGGCGCAAUGGGUGAUCCAAGUGACUUAUCUGAUUACAACGGUCGACCUGAGCUGCCUGUUCAUGCAGAUUGGGAUUGUUCCCUAUUUGGCAACAAACCUGGGAUUGGAUGCAGUUGGAUUUGGCUACUUGCAAACCGUCUUUGGUGUUCUUCAACUCCUGGGAGGUCCGAUUUUUGGGAGGUUCGCUGACAGGUUUGGAACAAGGGCAGCCUUGAUUCUCUCAUACAUGUCUGAAUCGUUGUGCUUCUUGCUCCUGUCUGUGUCCACCAGCAUCCCACUGCUUUUUCUUUCCAGAGUUCCAUCCAUCUUCAUGCACGGACUACCAGGUGCUCAAAUGGUCAUAACAGAUUUAACAACCCCUGCCGAGCGUGGCGAUGCUUUAGGAAAACUUGGGCUUUGUUUUGGAGCAGGCAUAAUCGUUGGAUCUUCCCUUGGUGGUACCUUGGCCACAACAUUUGGUAUUUAUUUUCCUUGCUAUGUUGCAUUAUCUGGGUGUCUUGUGUGUGCUUUGAUGGUGUUCAUCUUUAUUCCUGCUCAAACAAAGCCCCAGGUGAAAGGAAACACUGCGCAAGAGGGUGUGUCCCAGUCCAGCAGUGUAUUUAACCUCAAAGAAAUCAUUCACCUAAUGAAGCUUCCAGGAGUAAUGGAUGUUUUUUUGAUCAAGGUGUUUUCUGGACUUCCUACAGGUGUGUUCCUGAUGAUGUUUUCCAUCAUAUCUAUUGAUUUCUUUGGUCUGGAAGCAGCACAGUCUGGAUAUCUGAUGUCUUAUUUUGGGAUCCUUCAAAUGGUUGUUCAGGGCCUAGUCAUUGGAAGAUUAACAAGUCGCUAUGCAGAGCGGACCCUACUAAUAUUGAGUGUCAUAGUCCUGAGUGGAGUGGGCAUUGGCAUGGCCCUGAUGACCAACGUGUUCCAUUACUGCAUCAUUGUGGCCCCCAUGGUCUUCUCCUUGAGCACUCUCGGCAUCAUCACCGACAUCAUCCUGACAAAGUCUGUCCCAGCAUCUGACACCGGUACCAUGCUGGGAAUAAGUUCUUCAGUUGCUCCACUGACGCGGACAAUAGGACCAACCAUAGGAGGAUUUUUAUAUAGAAGAUUUGGGAUCUCAUCCUUUGGCUAUUUACAGCUUAUGGUCAAUGCACUUCUGCUUCUGUAUCUCUUGAAAAAGAAGAUCCCUCAGAAAGAAGAGAAAGUUCAGUAAAUAAUUUCAUAAAGUGUUGAUGAGAAGGAAGAUUAGUGACAUGUCAUGCAACUGUCUUACAACUUUUAUUACCACAUUUGACAGCAAAUACACUUAUUUAAACUAAGUCUUUUAACACACUGCCAUAUAUUGUUGGAUAAGAACAAAACAGCCUUACUUGACCAGACCAUAGGCCUAGCUAGUCCCAUUUUUUGUUCCCAUAGUGAUCGGUCAGGAGCCUAUGGAAAGCCAGCUAGCCAGACAUGAGGACAGUAGCACCCCUCCUACUUGCAUGCCUCAGCAUCGGAUACUGCGAAGCAUGUGGCAUCUCAAAGUGGAGCAAAUAUAUAUCCAUUAAGAAGGCCUCCAACAUGCUUUGGACCUGGAUAAAAGUCAUACAGACUGGUGUACACACAGAGAGACAGACAGACAGACAGACAGAC
Messenger RNA from Pogona vitticeps (central bearded dragon), 1875 nucleotides. It is a transcript of the gene SLC67A1, whose product is annotated as solute carrier family 67 member 1. NCBI's taxonomy places the organism in Eukaryota, Metazoa, Chordata, Lepidosauria, Squamata, Agamidae. Gene Ontology annotation, biological process: transmembrane transport. Gene Ontology annotation, molecular function: transmembrane transporter activity. Gene Ontology annotation, cellular component: nuclear envelope. The record is from RefSeq and is a predicted model, not a curated record.